Molecule: messenger RNA, 2428 nt
Organism: Nelumbo nucifera (sacred lotus)
Lineage: Eukaryota; Viridiplantae; Streptophyta; Magnoliopsida; Proteales; Nelumbonaceae
Product: protein indeterminate-domain 11-like
Cellular component (GO): nucleus
Molecular function (GO): DNA-binding transcription factor activity
Source: RefSeq, a predicted model, not a curated record
AAAGACAGAAAGUGGGACGUCAGUAUAAGCCUAUUGGUUUGUGUUGGGUUGUGGUUUUGGGUGUGAGGGGGGUAUGGUGUUUGAGAGGGUGGAGGAUUGCAGAGGGUUCCCUUCUCAUCCACAUCCUCUCUCUCUCUCUCUCUCUCUCUCUCUCUCUUGUUGGUAUUGACAAGGAAGGUCGCUGUUAAGACAUGGAGAAGAUGAGCUGCCUGAAGGUCUGGUGCAGUUUUACUUAGCUCCCUACAACUGUUUUCUUCACAUCUUUUUCUUCUUCUUGGAAAAGAAUUAUUGUCUCUUGCUUGUCAAGAAAAGUAUACAAGGAAGCAUCAACAAGCGACGGAAGAUAGAUGGGUUUUAAAGGAGAAUAUCUGAAAUUUUAAAGUCAUCCUUUACCUACUUUUAUCUUUCAUUUUAUUGGUUAGCUUUUUCAAAGAUCAGGCUUGCUUUUAGAUCUAAGAAAAUGCUACAUAUUUGUGAUUCAAGAAAGAUCUGUGGAUCAUAAAGAAACCUUAGAGUUACAGUCAUCGUUACCCACGAAACCCUCGAAUUAAUUACAUACAGGGAGAAGAUGAUGAAGGGCUUGAUAAUCCAGCAACAUCCAGCCGUGGAGGAGAACAUGUCUAAUUUGACUUCUGCAUCUGGUGAAGCAAGUGUUUCUUCAGGCAACAGAGCAGAAACGGGCACCUUAUACCCUCAACAAUCCUUUGCUUCACCAAAUCAAACUCAAGUGGUGAAGAAAAAGAGAAACCUUCCGGGCAAUCCAGACCCGGAUGCAGAAGUAAUAGCUUUAUCUCCUAGGACUCUCAUGGCAACAAAUAGAUUCGUCUGUGAGAUUUGCAACAAAGGAUUUCAGAGAGACCAGAACCUACAGCUUCACAGGAGAGGGCAUAAUCUACCAUGGAAGCUCAAGCAAAGAACAAGCAAAGAGGUAAGAAAGAAAGUUUAUGUGUGCCCAGAACCUUCAUGUGUGCACCACGACCCAUCAAGGGCUCUUGGGGACCUCACAGGGAUCAAGAAGCACUUUUGCAGAAAGCAUGGGGAGAAGAAGUGGAAAUGUGACAAGUGUUCAAAGCGUUACGCAGUUCAAUCGGAUUGGAAAGCUCACUCCAAGACUUGUGGCACAAGAGAGUAUAGAUGUGACUGUGGAACCCUUUUCUCAAGGAGGGAUAGUUUCAUCACUCACAGAGCUUUCUGUGAUGCUUUAGCAGAAGAGAGUGCAAGAGCAGCGAACACACUGCUCUCGACUCAGCCUGGCCCUUCAACAUCACAUAUAAACUUACAACCCCAAUUUAACAGCCAUGAUCUUCAGGCAUUUUCCCUAAAAAGAGAGCAGCAGCAACAACAACUGCAUUUCAAUCAAAGGUCAGAAGUACCACCUUGGUUAGCUUGUUCAUCAGUCGUCCUAGGAGCUGGGCCGGGUCCACCACCUAUUGAUCUCUCUUCAUCAAUCUUUUCUACGAGGUUGGAUCAAGAAUUCUCACGGACACAACCUUCAACACACCAAGAAAACUUUAAUUCGAGUCCUACUCCUUCCCUUCCGCCUUACCAUCCUUUGGCAUCCCCACAUAUGUCUGCAACUGCAUUACUGCAAAAGGCAGCUCAAAUGGGUGCAACGAUGAGCAAACCUUCAUCGUCAGCAACGCUCAGACCCCACCAAGCUCACAUGCUUGCAGCUAAUACUGGUAACGCUACUAAAUCUGUUCCUACAACUACAACUGGUUUUGGUCUUGGUUUGUCUUCACGUGAAGAGAUGGAAAGUGGAUUUGUUCAUGUCAUGGAUGCUUUUGCCAAUAAAGCUGGUUUUGCUUCUAGCCUUAUUGACAGCGUAUGUGCGACUGCAGGAUCUGGAGGUCCUUCUCUACUUCAAGAUAUGAUGAAUUCUUUUUCUUCUACAACCGGAUUUGAUGGAUCUUCCUUCCAAGAUGCCUUUGGGAUGUUGAGUUCCAAGAGAAACGGAAAUCUGAAUGAAGCUCUAAUGAAAACAACGUCAUCAACAACCCAUAUUGGCAGAAAUGAAGGUGGUGGCAGCCAUGGCGGAGGUGUAGCAGGUGGGAAUGAUGGCUUGACAAGAGAUUUCUUGGGACUUAGAGCCUUCUCUCAUAGAGAUAUUCUCAACAUCGCGGGGUUUGAUCAUUGCAUGACUUCUUCUCCAUAUGAUCAGACGAUUCAGAAUCAAAAACCUUGGCAAGGUUAGCUUUCCAGGAACGGAACUAAUUACUUCAAUCGUUCUUACUUUUUAUCCUUUUUCUAUCUGUAUUAAAUUAUACCAAAGGUGGGUUUUCCUCCUUCUCCGGCCCACUUGUUUCUUCUCUCUUUAAUUCUCCGAUAGUCCGAUAUUCCUCCCAAAGGGAGCUAGCUCUCUUCUCAUCAUAAACCUAAUAUUUCCGUGUAGCCAUGCAUCUUAAUAUAUUAAUUUGUAUUUCUUAUC